CUGCCCACACAACACCCACGGGGACGGUUCACGUUGGUCCAUCAGUGGUGGCGCAUCUUCGCCGCCACCGGCACGGCAAGCUGACGGAGCGAUCGCCCACGAUCCCCCGCAACUGUGCUUGCACACCACACGAGAUGGCUGGAGGAGAAGCUUGGUGUGUGACCCUGGCCGUGGAUGGCAUGACCUGCGACGCCUGUGUCAAGAGCAUUGAGGAGCAGCUUUCCCAACUCCCAGGAGUUUACGAUAUUAAGGUGUCGCUGCGCGACAUGAGCGCCCGCGUGCUGUACGACGCCCGGCGCCAGGCGCCCGAGAGCCUCCUGGAGGCCGUGGAGCAGGCCGGUUUCGAGGCGUCACUAAACCUCGAUGGCGACGGCUCCAGGUUCCCGGCCGACACCGAGUCCGUCGAGAUCCUGGUCACCGGCGCCACGCCGUCCGCCGAGCUUCGCGGGCGCUCCCUGGCGGACCUCGCGGCCUCCCUGCGCGGCGUCACGGCGACAGACGUCGCCCGAUUGCCAAGCGAAGAGGCCGAGGACGCGCGCCGUAAGAUGACCGUGACCUUUUUGCCGGAGCUCACGGGCGCCAAUGCGAUCUGCCAGAGAAUAGAGGACUUUGGCUACCGGGCCACCCUGCAGGCCAGUCGGCGGCAGCCGGGCCUCGCCACGCUGGUCGUGGCGGUUGAGGGCAUGAAGCGGCAGACGUGCGCCCGCCACGUUGAGAGCGCGCUCGCCAAGCUGCCGGGGGUGGAGCACGUCGAAGCUUCUCUCGCCAGCCAGGAGGUGCGGGUCGGCUAUAAAUCUCACCUGAUUAACGCCUCGGAGCUGCGGAGGCAGAUCGAGGCAUUGGGGUUCGCUGUGCUGUUGCCAAAAUCGCCGUUGAAAAAGAUCCAGGCCAGGGAGAAGUCACGGGCGUUGCCUGCGGAUCCGCAAUCGUCUGCACCGCCCGGCGAGGUUAUUCAAAGUACCACGAUAACUUUAGGUGUGGAAGGCAUGCAUUGCAAGUCGUGCGUCAACAACAUAGAAAGUCACGUCGGAGAACUGGCGGCGGUUUACAGCAUAGAGGUAUCUCUGUCUGAAAGUAAAGCCGAUAUCCGUUACAAUCCAACGCUUAUAGGACCGGCUGAUUUAAAACAAGCCAUAGAAAGCCUCCCUCCUGGGAAUCUCUCCGUUUCCUUCGGGCUGAGGAGCACAGAUCUUCCCUCGCCAAAUGUGUACCGAAGCCUGCUCAGCAGGUGCGCCAAGGGGGCGGUGAAGGAGCCGGUGCCCGUAAGUGAAACCACGUUUUCCCUUCCGCGCACCGACAACCCGACGGUGGUGCUGCGUGUCGCCGGCAUGACGUGCGACUCCUGCGUGCAAAACGUCGAAGGGGGCCUGGCCAAGCGUGCGGGAGUGCGAUCCGUGAGCGUCUCCCUGGGCGACGGGACGGCCACCGUCUCCUACGACCGAGGUGUGACGAGCCCCGAGAUCCUACAGGGCGCCGUCGAGGACAUGGGCUAUGGCGCCACUCUCACCGAUGGACGUGACUCCGUGCAGGCCCCGCGGGGGUGCAGGGAGAAGGACGUGGGGGGUGCGCCGACGCCGCCCAAGGUGGGGUGCGAGGGGGGGCAGCGUCCCGACUACGUGAUCAGCGAGCUGCCGCCCAAGCCGAGCGGGGAGCGCGAGGCCGCGCGGGAGCCUGAGAAGUGCCUCCUGCGGGUCAGCGGCAUGACGUGCGCCUCCUGCGUGGCCAAUAUCGAAAACAACCUGAAGAAGAAGGACGGGAUCCUGUCGGUGCUCGUCGCCCUGAUUGCCGGCAAGGCCGAGGUGAAGUACGACCCGGCGCUGACGAGCCCCGAGGAGAUCGCCGCCUGGGUGCGGUGGAUGGGCUUCGGGGCCGACGUCGUGGACGUCAACCUGGAGGGCUCAAACGGAGUCGUCGAGCUCACCGUGACGGGGAUGACGUGCGCGUCGUGCGUGCACGGCAUCGAGUCCACUCUGCUCCAAAACGACGGCGUCUUCACCGCUUCGGUCGCUUUGGCGACGGGCAGGGCCCGCGUGGAAUUUGACUCGGAGAAGAUCGGACCCCGAGGCAUCAUCCUCAUCGUCGAGCGCAUGGGCUACACGGCGGCCCUGGUCAAGCAAGAUUGCCGUGACACCAGCCACCUGGAGCACACGGACGAGAUCAGGCAAUGGCGGAAUGCCUUCCUGCUGAACCUGCUGUUUGGCACCCCGGUGAUGGCUCUGAUGAUCUACAUGAUCGUGAUGGACUCCCAAAAGAAGCACAACUAUCUGAUGAAUCACAUGGUCCUCCCUGGGCUCUCCACAAUCAACCUGGUUUUCUUUGCGCUCUGCACCCCUGUACAGUUUGUGGGAGGGAGGCACUUCUACUUGCGAGCGUACAAGUCUGUCAAGCACCGGGCGGCCAACAUGGACGUGCUGAUCGUGCUGGCCACCAGCAUCGCGUACGUCUACUCGGUGGUGAUCCUCCUCGUGGCCAUGGCCGAGCGGGCCCCACGCAGCCCGCUCACCUUCUUCGACACGCCGCCCAUGCUCUUUGUGUUCAUCACGCUGGGCCGCUGGCUUGAGCACCUGGCCAAGGGGAAGACGUCGGAGGCGCUGGCGAAGCUGAUGUCCUUGCAGGCGGCCGAGGCCACGCUCGUCACGCUGGGCCCCGACAACUCCCUCCUCAGCGAGGAGCAGGUGGAGGUGGAGCUGCUGCAGCGAGGGGACGCGCUGCGCGUCGUGCCCGGCGCCCGCUUCCCCGUGGAUGGGCGCGUCAUCGCCGGCUCCUCCAUGGCGGACGAGUCGAUCAUCACAGGGGAGGUGAUGCCCGUGUCGAAGGGCCCAGGCAGCCUGGUGAUCGCCGGCUCCAUCAACCAGAUGGGGUCGCUGCUGGUGGAGGCGACGCACGUCGGCGCGGACACCACGCUGGCCCAGAUCGUCCGCCUCGUGGAAGAGGCGCAGACGUCAAAGGCUCCCAUCCAGCAGCUGGCCGACCGACUGAGUGGCUACUUCGUGCCGACCGUCGUGCUGCUGUCCACCCUCACGCUCGUCACCUGGAUCGUCGUGGGCUUUGCGGACUUUGUGGUUGUGCAGAAGUACUUCCCGGAUUUCGACCCGUCGCUGCCGCACGGGGAGGUGGUGCUGCGCUUUGCGUUCCAGGCGGCCAUCACGGUGCUGAGCAUCGCGUGCCCGUGCGCUCUCGGCCUCGCCACGCCCACGGCCGUCAUGGUGGGCACCGGCGUCGGGGCGCAGAACGGCAUCCUCAUCAAGGGCGGAGAGCCGCUGGAGAUGGCUCACAAGAUCAAGGCCGUGGUGUUCGACAAGACGGGCACGCUGACUCACGGGAUGCCACGGGUGCUGAGAUUCGCGCUGUUCGGCAGCCGAGCGCGCGUCUCCCCGAGGAGGCUGACGGCCAUCGUGGGCACGGCGGAGGCGAGCAGCGAGCACCCCCUGGGAGUGGCCAUCACCAAGCACUGCAAGCAGGAGCUGUCCACGGAGAGGCUGGGCUCCUGCCAGGCCUUCCAGGCGGUGCCGGGCUUUGGGAUCUCCUGCGAGGUGUCGAACGUGGACGCAGCGCUGACCGCCGUCGAUGAGGAGAACGAGAAGAACGAGAAGAACGCCUCUCCCUCCGCGCCAGCCGACCGCUCGGCGCCACACAUCAUCAUGGACGGUGACGAAUCGACGGCCACAUGUCACGAGCCGCAGCGCUACGCCGUGCUGAUCGGGAACCGCGAGUGGAUGGGGCGCAGCGGCGUGGAGGUGGCCCCCGCCGUGCACGCCGCCAUGGCCCAGCAUGAGGAGCAGGGCCACACGGCCGUGCUGGUAGCCGUUGACGGCCAGCUGUGCGGCAUGUUGGCGAUCGCCGACGCUGUGAAGGAGGAGGCCGCGCUGGUCGUGCGCACGCUCACCGCCAUGGGGCUCCACGUGAUCCUGCUCACGGGCGACAACCGCCGGACGGCGCGCGCCAUCGCCGCGCAGGUGGGCGUGCGCACCGCCUACGCCGAGGUGCUGCCGGCGGACAAGGUGCGCGAGGUGCAGCGCCUGCAGCGGCGCGGCCUGCGCGUCGCCAUGGUCGGCGACGGCGUCAACGACUCGCCGGCGCUCGCCCAGGCCGACGUCGGCAUCGCCAUCGGCUCCGGCACCGACGUGGCCAUCGCCGCCGCCGACAUCGUCCUCAUCCGCAGCAACCUCCUGGACGUCGUGUCGAGCAUCGAGCUCUCGAAGAAAACCGUGCUCCGCAUCCGCAUCAACUUCGUCUUCGCCCUCGUCUACAACCUGCUGGGCCUUCCCAUCGCUGCAGGGGUCUUCCUGCCCGUGGGCCUCGUGCUGCAGCCGUGGAUGGCCUCGGCCGCCAUGGCGGCCUCCUCCGUCUCCGUGCUGCUCUCUUCGCUCCUCCUGCGCCUGUACCGCAAGCGGAGCCGGGAGCAGCUGGAGGCCGCCUCGUCGGGCUGGAAGGUGUUGGCGGCCGAGGAUGUGCAGGUGCACGUGGGGGUCGAGCGGGAGGGCGGCGGCGGUGGUGCCGCGGGCCGCUCCCUGGCGGGGGGCUGGAGCCCGGGCGCUGUCGCGAGCGGCGCGACGCUACCCACGGGAGUGGACAAUGGGGCCUUUGAGUCGGAGAGUAGCCACCUGCGGGUGUGACCAAGAGCCGGACCGACGUCGCUUAGCUUCCUUAGAAACAAAUACUUCCACCUGUGCGGUAGCGGCCACUUAAUUGCAAUUGUCGAGAUGCCCUCGGUCCCGUCCCGUGUCGCUGACGAUGAGCGGAACAUGAGCGCGAGUGAAGUUGGCGCGACCGCCUGGCGACCGCACGGGCCGACGCGAGCACUCGUGACCAGCGCCCGUCGUCCCCCUGGAACCGGCUCGCACCUCAAGCGGCAGCCGUCUAACGUGUUGCACUUCCCGAGCUGCUGUGUCCGGCGCACGCUGCGUACCGUCGCACGGCAAUCGCUCGUCACCUACGGGUGGCAUCGUGGGAUGGCGCUACGGCACCUCCCUACCCCGCUCGUGGCCCCGGACGAUUUUAUCCCGGACGAGCCGUGCGCUUCAUUGACCAACAUCGCUCUGCACACAAUUCACCUGGGGCAAUGGGGGGGGGGGGGGGGGGGUAGAAUCCCUGCAGCUCGCAGUCCUCAAUCGCUGGCGGUUUUCACAGGGACUGGCCCUGUGACGCAGCCGGAAGGCUGCUCACGGCUGCGGUGGCUACGACGAUUGGUUUCUUUAUUAGAACGUCGCAAUGCAACUUCCACUCGCCCUCAUCACAAUGCCGUGAGUCCUAAUGCUUGCAGAUUUCACAACACUACGUGUAACUUUUGAAAGUACAAAUUGAAACACUUACUAAUUGUUAUUGUACCUUGGGAGUUAAAAUGUAAAUGUCUGUGUGGUGUUAUUACAGGUUGUUUAAGUAUAACGUUCCUAUACCCGUCAAGUGGUUUCUCCGAAGUGCAAUCACGAAAAUAAACAUUUAAGCGGAACAACGCGAGCAUGGACUCUCCUACGCGAUUCAAGCAAAACGUGCACUCAACGCAUCUGUGAAAUUGGGAAUCCUGGCAACACGAUCGUAACAAAAUAAAAUCGUCAUAACGAGUCCAAGUGGAAUCCUCCUACAGACGACACCCAGUGCACGACCCUCUAACCCUCUGGCCCGGUCACCUCCUGCGUGCAUGUCGGCAUGAUUUCUGUGACCCGACCUUUUGAAGUGAAUGUAUGACUUUUGAUUUAAAGCUUUCGUGACU
Messenger RNA from Lethenteron reissneri (Far Eastern brook lamprey), 5710 nucleotides. Its product is annotated as copper-transporting ATPase 1-like. Gene Ontology annotation, biological process: copper ion homeostasis; monoatomic cation transport. Gene Ontology annotation, molecular function: P-type divalent copper transporter activity; copper ion binding; ATP hydrolysis activity. Gene Ontology annotation, cellular component: membrane. The record is from RefSeq and is a predicted model, not a curated record. Lineage: Eukaryota; Metazoa; Chordata; Hyperoartia; Petromyzontiformes; Petromyzontidae.